AUGUCAGCGUUAGGGAAGGCAUUGAUGGCUUGGCAGUUUGAGAACCGCGAGAAUCGAGGCUUCUUUGCACGCGACAGAAGCAUGUCUUCGGACGAGGAAGUCGCAGGGACCAUUACGAUAAGGGUCGUGGACCUGUUCUACGCAUUCAUUGCCUCAGCCCUUGUUCGUCAAGGGGUCAUACCUUGCUCCCCGAUCUCCCCAAUUACUAGAAUUACAGUACAGGCAGCGUAUGUGAAGACAAUGUGUGAUCUACAAGGUGUUCAAUUCCGUGUGUAUCUGUCUCGGCAAUUUUCGAUAGCAUAUGAUGUAUACUUGCAAAUGCUGACUAAUAUCAACAGCCUUGUUCAUGCAGCAAUUGGACGUAAUGAUCCGGAUUGGAGGCUCAAGCACGCAUGUCCAGCAUGCACAUACACAUUGACUAACGAACUCCCUUUAAAAUUUAGAAUGCUCUACACAAAAGACGGCAAUGAUUCUCUCAAGUGCGUGUUGAAGCAGCACAUCGGAGACAGCGACAUGGAUUCAGACAACACCAUGGCAUUGUCUCAGCGCUCCUGCGAGCUUCCAACUACUCAAUUUGUGGGAGGUGACCGGUACUUAUCAAGAUAUUUUAUUGACAGUUUCGUUGGUGACUCGCCUGUUGACAUGCUGGCGGAUGACAACGAGGAUAACCCAUGUGCUGGCCGGUGGAAGAACAUGAAGGACGAGAAGACUAGCAAAAUGUGGGGUGUCUUCGACGAAUCUGGAAUAUUCAUGGCGGUUUGUCGUCAUGGGUUCUCUCUAGUGAUCGCAGACAUGGUUCAGAGCGGCGAACAGGCUAAAUAUCCUCUGGCCGUUGUCUCAAAGCUUCUCGAUGCAUUUGGCAAGGACCUCAGUGGUGGGUACGACAUAGGGUGCAGGUUCAAGACCACCCUCAGUCGCAGUGUACUUGGGCACCACGCUCGUGAACUGAAUCAUACCUCACUCGUCGGUGCAUUCCAUGGCCAUGCUCAUCAGCAUCUGUGUCAGCUCGAUCACCUUGCCACCUAUGUUGAUGGCCUUGGGCUAGAAGACCUCGAAGGCUGUGAAUGGACGUUCUCAAAGUCCAACGCACUCGCGUCAUCGGUCCGAUAUGCAAGCAUUUUUCACCGGCGCACAUUUUUAUACAAUAACUACAAGCAAGCGCUUCGCAUAAUUACUGACGGUCAAGAAUCUCUUCCAAGACUGAUGCGCGAACUCGGUAUAGAGGAUGAGAGCGUGUUUGACGCCUGCCAAGAACCAACCAAUGAGACCCUGCAGAUGGAAUACUGGCAAAAACUUGUCAAUUUGUCUGGUAGCAAACAGGAUCUAGACACUGCUACGGCAGCUUGGACUGUGGCCACUCCAAACACGGUGCAGUUCGGAGCCCAUGAGGUUGCAUUGACGGACAAGAUCGAGACCGCACGCAGGCAUGCCAUCGAGAACCACGAGAAGGACCUCAAGGUAGUCCAGGAACUGGAGAUGAAGCUUGGUGUGAUGCGAAGAUGGGUACCAGAAGAUCAGGAAUGGAGGGAUGUGGGCCAUCUGGUGGCAAACCAUAAGUUCCAGCGGUCUCUCAAUCAACUUGAGAGUCUCGUUGUUGCUCGAAUUUUCGAGCUCUCGAAGAUGAAUCAAGUGGGGACAGGCUACAAACUUCGUAAAUACAUUGGCAAGGCUCUACAAGUGCGUUCGGCAGCCAUUCGCACUGCUCUAGACAAGUAUAAUACUGCUGCUCGAGCACUUUCCCCUCCACGUCCUGCUCUCUCAUGGGAAGAAGUCGUCGAGUAUGCAUUCCUCGCUGACUUCGACCUCCUCCGUGAUGCAUGGCAAGAUAUAUCACAGCGCCCCUGGUCAACUCCAUCUGGUCGCCUUACUAUGGACACUCACUUCAAGAUGCGCCGUGCACGCGAGGAGGUUCAACGUCUUAAUAUUGAAAUCAGGCGGCUAGCUACCUACUUACAUGACGAGAGCCGGUACUUAAUAGAGUGCAAGAAGCAACUUCAAACUCUACAUCUGGGGCUCGCUCAUCAAGUUGCCUUGCAUCGCAAGAUCCGUGCAAGGUUCUCUGGACAUCACUACCAUCGCCUGCAUGAGAUCAGCACGCUGGAAGGCUUUACAGGGUCCAUUACACCGGGUGAAAGCAUCGAGCAAGGACCGGGUACCAGUGCAACCUCUCCUACAGUCUGCAUUCCUUCCCAGCUUGUUUCUGAUGGGCCGCGCAUAGACCAGGGAGGCAAAGACGAUGAACUGGAGGAUCUUGAAGAGGAGGAGAAUGCUGAAGCCGAUGGGGAGGAGCACGCUCGCAUACUCGAAGGGAUUGUACAGGUGACAUUCGAUGUUUGA
Messenger RNA from Suillus fuscotomentosus, 2337 nucleotides. RefSeq lists its product as uncharacterized. Lineage: Eukaryota; Fungi; Basidiomycota; Agaricomycetes; Boletales; Suillaceae. The record is from RefSeq and is a predicted model, not a curated record. The coding region runs from base 1 to 2337 and encodes 778 amino acids. The transcript is spliced from 10 exons.